Mycotypha africana is the source of this 624-nucleotide messenger RNA. RefSeq lists its product as uncharacterized. Lineage: Eukaryota; Fungi; Mucoromycota; Mucoromycetes; Mucorales; Mycotyphaceae. The transcript is spliced from 3 exons. The coding region runs from base 1 to 624 and encodes 207 amino acids. The record is from RefSeq and is a predicted model, not a curated record.
AUGGCUUGUCAUUGGGCUGCUGGAAUAGGACCUAGUUUAUUGAGUGAUAUGGAUAUUUUAAGAUUAUGUCGGUCGAUUCUAUGGAACGAAAAUGAUGCUCGAGUAUUAUUAGAAACAACGCGACUUUUGUACACUUUCUUAUCUUGUUCUAUUGAUACAGAUCAUCAAACUGUGAUUGAGCAUGAUCAUUUGACUGAGUUCUUGACGCCCGUUUCCAUGGCACCUUCCAUAUUUCAUCAAUAUACAUCCAUUAUAUGCAACACCCUUCACUCAGAACUAUUACUCAAAAGUCUGGAAUUACUGACGCGUAUUGUCGUUUACAUAAAUGCCGUUACACACAGCAUCCCUAAACGAAGAAGACAACAACAACAGCUAGAGGAAGAAAAACAAAAAGAAGUAGCAGCAUCGAUAUACUUAGAAGAGGAGCAAGAACUCAUAAAUAAAGCGGACACAUUGACAUUGAUUCGAUGGGGUACAGAAAGAUUGGAAGAAGAAGGAAAAGGUGUAGGCAUUGGAAUGGGAUUUAACCGUGGUAUAGCAAAAAACGUGAUGUAUCUGCUUUGGACUAUCAUGGCCUAUGGGCUUGUUGAUAUAGACGAAUGCGAAUUAUUUGAUACAGUUUGA